AUGGCGCUCUUCUCCCACCUUACAUACUUACUCGCCCUCUCCCUCGCGGCUGCUUUGGUCGGCGCAAAACCAGCACCAGCACCCGAGCCGGCACUUAUAUCAGACCUUGUCGCGGGCGUCCAAACGCUGGUGGGGAACAUCGGGAAUGCGCCGCCCCCGAAGCUCUUCUGGACGCCAACUCCGUCUCCGCAGUGUGCCGCUAUCAACCAGGGACAGCUGCAAUGCUGCCGCGGCGCGCUUGCGGGAGAUCAGCCCCUGGUCGUGUUCCUUGCCGGAAUCUAUGGUUAUAAGCUGAACCCGAACGAUGUCAAUGGCAUAAUCUGCGAUGAUCAAUUAGCUCAAUGUCCCGGCGUCAAGCUUUGCUGUCAAAUUACAGCCUUGAAUCCGUUGUUAUCGCUGUACUGUCAGGACUACUGA
Molecule: messenger RNA, 417 nt
Organism: Truncatella angustata
Lineage: Eukaryota; Fungi; Ascomycota; Sordariomycetes; Amphisphaeriales; Sporocadaceae
Exons: 3
Coding region: 1-417 (138 amino acids)
Source: RefSeq, a predicted model, not a curated record